ACAUGUCUCUUUCAUCUUGACACAAUUGUUCUUCUCUUCCAACCUCCCUUGUUCUUCAUCAUCAUAAAGAAAACAAAAACAAAAGGAAGACACAAUUCUCCUCUAUUGUAUCCGAUUUCUUUGAUUUUCUCGAACAAUGCCUCUCGGGAGGUCGCGGAACAACAAGCGGUCGUCGUACACUUCCUAUACCUCGACCAUUACAACCAUAGUCUUUGUAGUACUAUGCGUCUUGGGCGUUUGGUUGCUGACCUCGAACUCAUUGGCGCCGCCACAGACAACCAAACGUACUGCCGCCACCAAUGUCAACGGCAAUGCCGACUUCUCUUCCCAUUCCCGUCUCAACAAAAAGGACACCCCCGUGUAUGAGGACAACCCUGGCGAACUGCCUGAUGAUGCAAUCAAAUCGGACGACCAUCACCAUGCAGAAAACAAUAAUGCCGCCGACGAUUCCACCAGCUCUCACAUGAACGUGGGUACAGGCAACAGUGUUGAGAAACAGGAAACAACCACGACAACACCACAAGAGACUGAAGGGGGAGGGAAUGAUCAGAAGGAAAACAAUGGUGAGAUUCCUCAGGUGAAAGAAUCAGUGGACGAAAGUGAGAAGCAGCAAACUGAUCAUAAUGAGAAUCAGGUCUCUGAAGACAGCUCCAUUACGCAGAACCAGCAGCAGAACCAUGAAGAAUCCGUCUCGAAAACUUCCUACUCCAAUGAGGAGAAUCAACCGAAACAUAGUACCGAUCAAGAUCAGCAAGAGAGCAGCACAGAACAGGGCCAGCAGCAGCCCGGUCAGGGGCAGGACAAUGAAGCCAACAAAGAUCAAGAAAAUAAUCCAGCAGAGGAUCAACCUCGGGAUGAGGUUUCAAACAGUGAGGACAAUCACCAGAUGGAGCAGGAUACAGAAGCUUCGCAAGAACAGAAACUGAAUGAAAGUGAUCAUAGCGAAGAAGAAGAUCAAAGCUCAAAAAGAACCGAUCAAGAACAGGGCACCGCAACUGGGGAAGAUGAGGUACAGAAGCAGGAGGAGUCAAAGCAGAAGGAUGCCACAGCUCAGGAGGGCUUGAGAGGGAGUUCUACCGGUGAUCCACAGGAUCCACAGAGUGUGAUCCCCAAUGACGACCGGGAAAAGAGGAUCGAGGAGCAGCAGCGGCAGCGGCAAGAGGACCAGCAACUCGAUGAAACGACGCAGCAACAGGCAUCGUCCGCCGCUAAGCAACAAGAACCGCAGGACGAUGAGAAUUCCCAGCAGCAGCAGCAGCAAGGGGGACAAUCACAGUCUCCUGCGGAGGACGAAAAUUUCCAGCAGCAGCAGCAGCAGAACGGGAAGACAGAGAGCCAAGAAAAGCAGUCAGAUUCGUCGUUUCCAGGGGGAGACAACAUCCCAAAGGAAUCAAAAGAGUCGAAGAAGUCUUGGGCGACCCAGGCUGCCCAGUCGGAGAACCAAAAAGAGCGCAGGCAAAGUGACUCGGAGGGCGACGGAAGCAUAUAUGGGUACUCAUGGCAGCUCUGCAAUGUGACAGCAGGGCCUGACUACAUACCAUGCUUGGACAAUGAGAAGGCCCUCCGUCAGCUCCACAGCACCAGACAUUUUGAGCACCGCGAACGCCAUUGCCCCGAAGAGGGCCCCACCUGUCUCGUCCCCAUCCCUGAGGGAUACAAGAAGCCGAUCGAGUGGCCCAAAAGCAGAGAAAAGAUAUGGUACCACAAUGUGCCUCACCCCAAGUUAGCAGAUGUCAAGGGGCAUCAGAACUGGGUCAAGGUCAUGGGAGAAUUCCUAACCUUCCCUGGAGGAGGUACCCAGUUCAUCCAUGGCGCGCUCCAUUACAUCGAUUUCCUCCAGACUGCUGUGCCAAACAUCAAGUGGGGCAAGCACACUAGGGUCAUACUGGAUGUGGGAUGUGGAGUGGCCAGCUUCGGUGGGUACCUUUUUGAGAGAGAUGUCCUCACAAUGUCGUUCGCGCCGAAGGAUGAGCACGAGGCCCAGGUGCAGUUCGCACUGGAGAGGGGAAUUCCGGCAAUUUCAGCUGUUAUGGGCUCCAUGAGACUCCCGUUUCCAAGCAGGGUCUUCGAUCUGGUCCACUGUGCACGAUGUCGGGUUCCAUGGCAUGCAGAAGGAGGAAGGUUGCUUCUGGAACUGAACCGUGUCUUGAGGCCGGGAGGCUUCUUUGUCUGGUCCGCCACGCCAGUGUACCAAAAGCUUGAAGAAGAUGUCCAAAUCUGGAAAGAGAUGACUUCACUGACGGCAUCAAUGUGUUGGGAGCUCGUCACGAUCCAGAAGGACACACUAAACUCAAUAGGGGCUGCCAUAUACCGAAAGCCGAGAUCAAACAAAUGCUACGAAGAGAGAGAGCAGAACAGUCCUCCAAUGUGCAAAAGCGAUGAUGAUCCAAAUGCUGCAUGGUACGUGCCUCUUCAGGCGUGUAUGCAUCGGAUUCCCACUGAUGAGUCUGAGAGGGGGGCCCGCUGGCCAGUAGUUUGGCCCCGUCGACUCCGAACAGCUCCCGGGUGGCUUAACAGCUCACAGAUGGGGAUUUACGGGAAACCUGCUCCCCAAGAUUUCGUCACAGAUUAUGAGCACUGGAAGAGGGUUGUGAGUAGUUCGUACAUGUCCCAACUUGGGAUCAGUUGGUCCGGAGUAAGAAAUGUGAUGGACAUGAGAGCUGUGUAUGGUGGGUUUGCGGCUGCUCUGAAGGAUCUUCAGAUGUGGGUCAUGAAUGUGGUGAACGUCGACUCUCCUGACACGCUUCCAAUAAUAUACGAGCGUGGACUCUUCGGAAUAUACCAUGACUGGUGUGAAUCCUUCAGCACCUACCCGAGAACCUACGAUCUCUUACACGCAGAUCAUCUCUUCUCGAAGCUCAAGAAGAGGUGCAAGCUUGCUCCGAUAAUGGCAGAGGUGGACAGGAUCGUGAGGCCAGGAGGGAAGCUAAUAGUGAGGGACGAGUCGAGCGCCAUCGGCGAGGUGGAGAACUUGCUGAAGUCCCUCCACUGGGAAGUCCACCUAACCUUCUCAAAGGAUCAAGAGGGAAUACUCAGUGCCCAGAAAGGGAAUUGGCGGCCCAACACAUAUGCCAAUAUUUCGUGAUCAGAGUCGCAACGAACACCGAUCCGAUCGAGUUACCGACAGCAUUAGGAAGAGUUCCCACAGCUCUCGACUUGAUAAUAUGCAUUGUAACCUCAUAAGGAUCAGAUGAAUUCACACACACAUAUGCAUUGUAAAAGUUUUGAGUCGAAUCAAUUUUCAAUUGUAAUAGUCA
This is a messenger RNA of Punica granatum (pomegranate), 3257 nucleotides long. Lineage: Eukaryota; Viridiplantae; Streptophyta; Magnoliopsida; Myrtales; Lythraceae. The record is from RefSeq and is a predicted model, not a curated record.